Molecule: messenger RNA, 3996 nt
Organism: Tyto alba (common barn owl)
Lineage: Eukaryota; Metazoa; Chordata; Aves; Strigiformes; Tytonidae
Gene: TBX1
Product: T-box transcription factor 1
Exons: 9
Coding region: 441-2147 (568 amino acids)
Biological process (GO): regulation of transcription by RNA polymerase II; cell fate specification; positive regulation of DNA-templated transcription
Cellular component (GO): nucleus
Molecular function (GO): DNA-binding transcription factor activity, RNA polymerase II-specific; RNA polymerase II cis-regulatory region sequence-specific DNA binding
Source: RefSeq, a predicted model, not a curated record
ACAGCGCACCCCGACGUGCCCGGCCCCCGCCUGCUGCGGCGGUUCGAGCUGCGAGUCCCCGCGGCCGCCGAGCCCCCGGGGCCGGGCCAAGGCAGCCCGCAGCCCCGCGGUGGAUGGGGACUGGAGGAAGGGAGCAAUGCCCCUGCUCGGUGCCGGACAUCCGCAGCGUGACGCCGGGCUUGGCUCGGCUGGGCUCGGCUCUGCCCUUCCCGUCCGCCGGCUCCCGGCGCCGUGAUUGACACCGCCGGCCCCUCCGCCCGCCCCGCAGCACACAUCCCAUCCCUCCCUGCCGGCCGCUCGCCGUGCCCGGGAGGCGGGGAAGGGCCUCCCCAGCCCUUUGACACCGUCUCGGCAGGAGUUUCACUUCGCUUUCGCCGCCGCCGCCGCCGCUUCUGCAGGCAAACACCCCCGGCUUCCAUGUGACGCCUCCCAGCCACUGAAUGGGGGAAAGCGCCUAUAAGGGAGCCACUUUCCCUACGUGCAGAAGAAAAGGAGGGAACGGGGGGGCAGAAGCAGGAGUCGCCGCCGCCGCCGAGCAAGCAGGGAAGGGAGCGCUGGAGGAGCCCCGCGGCGGCCGCAGCGCGCCCGCCCGCCCCGGCUGCCGCCCGCAGAAGAUGCACUUCAGCACCGUCACCAGGGACAUGGAAGCUAUCUCCAGCCCCUGGCUCACCCAGCUGUCCCAUUUUUGCGAUGUUGCAGCUUUCACGGCCAACAGCCUGAGCAGCCUGAACGCCUCCGGGGGGUACCACCUCUCCCCCUCCCCGGGGGACCCGUACGGACAGCAUGAGCCGCCGCACUACGAGCCCUGCACGGCUCAGCAGCACCCGCACCCGCCGCCCCAGCCCCAGCACGGCUAUCCCUUCGGCGGGGCGGCGGCUGGGGCCAACCCGCCGCCCCCAGGCCCGGAGCCGCCCGAGGGCGCCGGGGGAGCCGCCUCGGGGCCGGCCGCCGUCUCGGGCUGCUCGGCGGGGGCGGCCGCCGCGGCCAAGGCGCCGGUGAAGAAGAACCCGAAGGUGGCCAACGUGAGCGUCCAGCUGGAGAUGAAGGCUCUGUGGGACGAGUUCAACCAGCUGGGCACCGAGAUGAUCGUCACCAAGGCCGGCAGGCGCAUGUUCCCCACCUUCCAAGUGAAGAUAUUCGGGAUGGACCCUAUGGCUGACUACAUGCUCCUCAUGGAUUUCGUCCCCGUGGACGACAAGCGAUACCGGUAUGCCUUCCACAGUUCCUCCUGGCUGGUGGCUGGCAAGGCCGACCCCGCCACCCCCGGGAGGGUGCACUACCACCCGGACUCCCCGGCGAAAGGGGCGCAGUGGAUGAAGCAGAUCGUUUCCUUCGAUAAGCUCAAACUGACCAACAAUUUGCUGGAUGACAACGGGCAUAUCAUUUUGAACUCCAUGCACAGAUACCAGCCACGUUUUCACGUGGUCUACGUGGACCCCCGGAAAGACAGUGAGAAAUACGCAGAGGAGAACUUCAAAACCUUUGUCUUUGAGGAGACGCGCUUCACGGCCGUGACCGCCUACCAGAACCACCGGAUCACGCAGCUGAAGAUUGCCAGCAACCCUUUCGCCAAGGGAUUCCGAGACUGUGACCCAGAGGACUGGCCCAGGAAUCACAGGCCAGGGGCACUUCCUCUCAUGAGUGCUUUUGCCAGAUCCCGGAAUCCAGUUUCUUCCCCAGCCCACCAGAAUGGAACAGAGAAAGAUGCUGCCGAGAGCCGGCGGGAGUACGAGCGGGAGGCGGCCGGCGGGACGCCGCUGCACGCCGAGGCCGCGCACCAGCAGCUCAUGUCCCGGGUGCUGAGCCCCGCGCUGCCGGGUGGCGGCGGCGGCCUGGUGCCGUUGGGCGGCGCGGGCGGCGGCCGGCCCAGCCCGCCCCACCACGAACUGCGCCUGGAGCCCGCAGCCUCGGAGCCGCUCCACCACCACCCCUACAAGUACCCGCCGGCGGCGGCCGCCGCCUACGACCACUACCUGGGCGCGAAGAGCCGGCCCGCCCCCUACCCCCUCCCCAGCAUCCGCGGGCACAGCUACCACCACCACCACCACCACCACCACCACCACAUGAACGCGGCGGCGGCAGCGGCGGCCGCCAACAUGUACUCGUCGGCCGGCGCGCCCGCCAACUACGACUACGGGCCCAGAUAACGGCGCCGCGCACGCCCUCGCGGAGCCGCCGACGGCGCGAGAGACUGGGCGGCAGCCGCGCGUGCCGCGACGUUACCGCCCUCCACCCCUUUCCCGCCUUUCCCUCUCUUCCCGCCUUAAGAGUGCGCUGGUAGGCCAGCUUGACCUGAUCGACAAUUGGAGAGCCCAAUCGCAGGAAGCCGGGGCCCCCUUCGUCCACUCCCCACGCGCCGGCGGGCCGUGAGGGCGUGCGGCGAGGGGCUGGCGGGUGCUGCCCAUCGCGGUGUGACCCGCAGCUGCACUUUGAUAAAUGAAGCCAUAUGUCGUUAUUUCCCUUCUCCCCACCUCCGCGACUCCGAUCUUGCGGGUGCCCCACCGUUGCGCCGGGCGCUGAGGACCGUAGGGCCGCCGGGAAGCGGUGGGAGGACGGGGAAGCCGCAGCGGUGAGGUGACUUGCCCCCUUCUCUCUCUCCCGCCGGGUUUUCUGAUGGAGUUCUGGUGUUGCCACCAGUUCGGCCGGUGCACGGGUGUUUCCCAGCUCAGCGGGACGUGUAACGUUAGCAUGAAGCAGGGAGGGCUGUGGGGCUGGCCCUCAGCACCGGCGGACACCAGCCCCGGUAGCAGCGGGCCCUAGGGAUGGAGCGUAAUUCUGCACACGUGGAAGUCUUUUUUUACCUCGGGGACGCUUGGCCUCGUUCACAGUUGGCUCAGGUGAUUCUUCGAGGAGGCUGUUAGAGGAGGCAGAGUUUAGCUUAAGGGAACACUUUGAAUCUUCACGGUCAGAACAAAUUGUCCACUUCUCCUCCAGUCCUGCCCUGCUCCUGAGUUUUGGGGUUCACCGGGGCAACUUAACCACAACAGCAUUUUCUGAGCUGUUGAGAAGAGCCUAUGGCCAAGAGCACAGCUAUGUCCAGCUUCUUGUUUUCACAACAGUGGAAGCUAAGGUUUGAAAACCAGUUUAGGGGUGGGGGGAAUACCUGCAGAGUUUAAACUGUGUAUUCUCAGCAAUAGUUUGUAAACUGGCUGCUUCCCAGGCAGCCUCACAGUACUGCCUUCCUACAUCCUUUCCUGAGCUCUUGAUGCUCUCCCAUUGAGAAGUGCCUUAUAGAGGGACUUCAGGGUUUUUUCCCCAGAAUGCCUCACCCCUUAUAUUUGGCUGACCCAAACCGCAGUAAUCCCAAAGUACCUAUUCUACACCUACCUGCUUGCUGCAUCUUCCCUCUUAAAGCUGGUAAGUAGUUGUUGUCUUUUUUUUUUUUUUUUUUUUCCCUUUAAUAUAUUUUGCCGUAAUAUCUUAGAAAGUAGUAGAAAGACUACACUUUCCUUAUUGUUGAAAAGAUGGGCCCGUUCAUCACAAUUUCUCUAGUGAUGUGUUUUGAAUAGUUGGCUUGUGUGUUUUGUCAGAUGCUCACUGAAUAGCAGUCCCUUUGUGUUCAGAGAAGGUAUUGAACAGCUCCUCAGUUGGUAUACAGUAUUAUGAACACUUUUCUGAUUCUUCCAAGUGACUCUAUGGAAAGAGGGUUUUUUGUUUCUGAAGUCCUCUAUUCAUCCAUGUUUGUACAUUUUCCCUACAAAACUUUUAAAACAUAAUCUUUCCCUUGUGCAGGUGGCAGUGUUAGCAGCAAUGUUUAUUUCAUCUCUGGCAGUGGGCUUUGGGCUUCCAAAACUUUAUGGAAGGGUGUAAGAAGGGAUACAGGCUAACAUGAAUAUUUUAUGUAUUUUUUUUGUCUGUUAUAAAAAAAAUAUAUCUGGAUCCAUGAAAAAGACUUGUGAAAGAAAUAUGUAUUUUAUUUGACAUUUGCAGUGAAUUGUGAGAUUCUUAGUGUCUGAGUAAACCAUAACUAAUGUUCUCAGCAAGGUUGAUGUAAAA